This is a messenger RNA of Didymosphaeria variabile, 1644 nucleotides long. RefSeq lists its product as uncharacterized. Lineage: Eukaryota; Fungi; Ascomycota; Dothideomycetes; Pleosporales; Didymosphaeriaceae. The transcript is spliced from 2 exons. The record is from RefSeq and is a predicted model, not a curated record. The coding region runs from base 1 to 1644 and encodes 547 amino acids.
AUGGCAGGACACACUCUGCGCCACCCCACACUAGACUGCACCAUCCGCGGCAAGCCCUCAACAUCAACAGUGCAAUUUCGAAACCUUAAGUAUGCGACAAUACCUGGAAGAUGGCAAGAUUCGGUCAUAAACACCAAGCUACCCCACGAUGUAGAUGGCGUAUAUGACGCAACUCAGUUCGGUCCAUCCUGUCCCUUCAGCCGCGCGGCUCAGGCAUGGGACCUCACUCUUGUUGGAACAGAUGUGACCAUGCCAAUGGAAGAAGGAAUCCAAGAACCGAUGGACGAGUUUUCUUGUCUGCAUGUUAACGUCACUGUCCCCAAAGACCAUCUCGAGAGAGCGGCUCAAGGCGAACAACUACCAGUAUUCGUCUGGAUCCACGGCGGCGGCCUGAGCUUUGGCAGCAACAACUGGCCGCAGUACAACCUCACUCGUUUUGUAGAGCGCAGUAUUGAGAUUGGCAAACCGGUCAUCGGUGUGGCGAUUAAUUAUCGUGUUGGCAUCUUGGGUUUUCUUGCGAGCAGUGAGUUGGGUAUCGAUGGCAACUUUGGGUAUAAGGAUCAAGUCAUGGCGUUCAAGUGGAUCAAGAAACACAUUGCAGGCUUUGGCGGUGAUCCAAACCAGAUUACUGCUUCGGGAGAGUCCGCGGGUGGGAUUUCGCUGUCGACAUUGCUUUGCGUGGAUACUGGGCGUGAGGCACUGUUUGACAAAGUCGUGAUCAUGAGCGGGGACGCAACAUUGCGAAAAUCGAGAGUCAGAUCAUGGCAUGAUAUGAUGUAUCAGGACCAAUUGAAAUUCCUUGGCCUCCAGCAGGUAGGUGCGGAGCAAAGAAAGAAGCAGCUGAGAGAGAUGGAUGCUAUGGAGAUGGUGAACAAACUCCCGAUGGCGCAGUAUUACUGUGCAUGUGUGGAUGGUAAGUUCCUCAAAAAGAAUAUCUCGCUUGAUGUGAUGGCCGAUGGAGCGCAAGAGGAGCACAAGCCCGCUUGGUGUAAAGAGUUUGUGAUUGGCGACACUAGACACGACGGUACCGUCCUCCACAGUAGAGUCCUAGCCCUUCCCAACGCUUUCGACAAGUUAAAAGCCUCCUGCGCACAGCAUCUCACCACCUCCGAAACCACCGCCCUACUGUCUGCGUACAGCCUUCCCGCAUCGACCCCACAGCUGGAACUCCGGACCCUGAACGAACUAAUCUCCGACCUACGCUUCUACAUCCCUAUUCUCGCCGUUCAUUCAGGAUGGAGAUCUACACGCCCCAGCGAAUGCAGCUUCCGAUACCAUUUCCACGUGGCUAACCCAGUAAAAGGCGAGUUCACGGGCUUGGCCUCACAUGAAUUUGAUGUGGCCCUACUCCUGGGCAAUUACUCAAAACACUUGGAUAAAGCAACCAACAACGCAGCAUUGCACAUGACGGACCAGUGGAUCAAGUAUGUAAGCGGUGAACCAUGGAGUGAACCUGGAAAGGUAGUUGUCAUAGGAGCGGACGGAAUUGCCCAGGUGGAUGAACGUGAUUACGAUGUCAGCUUCAGAGGAGGUAACGGUAAAGUGCUCUUGUCGCUUGGCUUGGAAAAGUGCUGGAAAGUUGCGGAAGCAUGGCAAGGCGUGCGGGCCGAGGCGAAGGGAAGUGGCACACAUGAGAAGCUCUGA